Messenger RNA from Trypanosoma cruzi, 1425 nucleotides. RefSeq names its product ATP synthase, putative. Gene Ontology annotation, biological process: proton transmembrane transport. Lineage: Eukaryota; Euglenozoa; Kinetoplastea; Trypanosomatida; Trypanosomatidae. The transcript has a single exon. Gene Ontology annotation, cellular component: vacuolar proton-transporting V-type ATPase, V1 domain. The record is from RefSeq and is a predicted model, not a curated record. Gene Ontology annotation, molecular function: proton-transporting ATPase activity, rotational mechanism. Bases 1 to 1425 code for a protein of 474 amino acids.
AUGUCUUGUCUCACACCCGAAGCCACUGACGCAAUUUGUCAAAUGCGUGAGAUGCGUGUCGCGGAUGAGUCGACGGUGCGGCUGAUGGAGCAUCUUUUUAGCUGCCCGCCCACCAGCGACUUGCUUCACUCGCUUCUUGACGGAAAGCACCAGGCGGUGGCGGUGGCACUCUUUAAAACAACGCAAGGGAUCCAUUCGAGUAAAAUUCUUGGCUUUGUACUGCGCUUCUUUGCGGAUCUUGUGUUGUACUGUGGCGCGCUGGGGGAGCAACUUGGUGCACCCUCCGCCGAGGAAUUGUUUGGAGAUAAUCCAGCCAAGUCCUUCCUUUAUCUCGUGAUGAUUCACCGUGAGGAGUAUGGCAUUACAGACCCUGCCUUGUUCCUUGCUGCAACCUCGCUAAGAUACGGUCCGAUUGAGAAAAAUGAGGAGGCUUUGCGGCGAUUUUUUGCACAUGUCACCGAUGUGCUUUCGGCGGAGACAUUACAGGUGUCCGCUGUGGCCUUUGCGGUGCAGGGCUGUUCUAUUGUGGCGCGCACGAAGGCACUUCGUAGAUGGUUUUUCGAGGAGCAGAUAGUGCAGUUUCUACCACGACUUCUCUUUGAUAUCGUUGCAAAUGACUCGGCAAGUAUCGUUCAACUCAUUUAUGAGACAUUACUGGUGUCAUGGUUACUCUCGUACGAGUAUCGGGGUGUUGUGGAGUUGCAGAAGCAUAAGAUGAUUCCACAUGUUCAUCGUGUCUUGCAUCGCAUGCUGAAGGAGAAAUGUGUCCGGGUGGCGUUGAUGGUCCUUUGGAACAUGGUGGAGGCGGAGCGGCAAUAUAUCACCCUCAUAUCAAACCCUUCUACGACGGAUUGGGUAAACAGCGACAUCUAUGAGCUUGGUCGCGCCAACGCCGGCAAAGGACCCAACUUCAUUGCGGAAAUGGUUGGUGUGGGCAUGCUAAAGACACUUGCACAACUCUCCCGCCGCAAAUUUGGGGAUGAGGAUAUCAGCGUAGUCAUCAAUGAGCUAAAAAAUGUGCUUGAGCAUAGCAUGGAAAAACUCACAAGCUUUUCAGAGUAUCGUGGUGAAGUGCUUAGCGGAGAGAUGGAGUGGACACCGGUGCACACCAGCAAUAAGUUCUGGAGGGAAAACGUCAUGCAGUUUGAGAACAACGACUACGAGGUAUUGGUGGCACUUGGAAAUACCAUCAUGACAACACACCAGGAUCUUACCCUCGCCGUUGCCUGCCACGAUCUUGGAGAGGUUGUCCGCCACCACCCGACCGGAAAGUCUCUGUUGCUACUUCCACGCAUGGAGGGUGUAAAGAAUCGUGUCAUGGCCCUGAUGUCACACCCUAACCCAGAGGUCGCCAAAAACGCUCUUCUCGCGGUGCAGAAAAUUAUGGUGCAGCGGUGGGAGUAUAUUCAGGAACAGCAGCAGUAA